Molecule: messenger RNA, 1748 nt
Organism: Lingula anatina
Lineage: Eukaryota; Metazoa; Brachiopoda; Lingulata; Lingulida; Lingulidae
Product: retinal dehydrogenase 2
Molecular function (GO): oxidoreductase activity, acting on the aldehyde or oxo group of donors, NAD or NADP as acceptor
Source: RefSeq, a predicted model, not a curated record
AGUACUUGAUAACGGAGUCGAUUUGUCACAAAGGUCGCCGCCGGCCAACCCAGCACUAUCACUGCAAACUUCGAAGCGACAAACAUGUCCCUCCCGUCUCCAAUUGAAAACCCAGAGGUUAAAUUCACCCAGAUAUUCAUCAAUAAUGAAUGGGUAAAUUCUGCCAGCGGGAAGACUUUCCCCACCAUCAACCCAUCAACAGGUGAGAAGAUAUGUGAUGUCCAGGAGGGAGACAAGGCUGAUGUUGAUAAGGCGGUAAAGGCAGCACGAGAGGCCUUUAAACUGGGGUCACCAUGGAGACGUUUGGAUGCGUCCAAGAGAGGGGUACUUCUGAACAAACUGGCUGACCUGGUAAUGAGGGACAUGGUGUACAUAGCGAGCCUGGAGGUGAUGGACAAUGGCAAACCGUUCACAUACGCCAUCGGCGACAUGUACUUCACCGAGUCAAUACUCCGGUACCUCGCAGGUUGGGCAGAUAAGAAUGUUGGACAAACUAUUCCCGUUGAUGGUGACCUGUUUGCCUACACUCGCCACGAGCCUAUCGGAGUUUGCGGUGGAAUCAUUCCAUGGAACUUCCCUCUCCCAUGCUUGGCCAUGAAGUUAGCCCCGGCUGUGGCGUGUGGGAACGUGUGUGUUAUAAAGCUUGCGGAACAGACACCGCUAACCGGGCUCUACCUGUGCUCUCUGAUAAAGGAGGCCGGUUUCCCUCCUGGAGUUGUGAACAUCAUUCCUGGAUACGGCCCAACUGCUGGCGCUGCUAUAUCGGAGCACAUGGACGUGGACAAAGUGGCCUUCACUGGGUCAACUCAGGUUGGCCAGUUGAUUAUGGAGGCAGCUGCUAAGUCCAACCUGAAGGGUGUUACUCUGGAACUGGGAGGCAAGAGCCCUUGUGUUGUGUUUCCUGAUGCUGAUUUGGACAUGGCCAUCCAGCGAAGCCACGAUGGACUGUUCUUCAACUCGGGACAGGUGUGUGUCGCCGGCUCCAGGACAUUUGUACACGAGGAUAUCUACGAUGAGUUCGUGAAACGAUCCACUGAGCUCGCCAUUAAGAGAAAUGUCGGAAACCCCUUUGAGAAAACCACUCAGUCCGGACCACAAGUAUGCAGUUGCAGUUUCGUCUCAAACUUCGGUUUAGGCAUCUUCCUAGGGACGGGCCCUGCCUGGAUGCUGUACAAACUGCACGCGGAACAGUGGACUGUUGGUGUGGUACUGGCAGUUGCCGUCUUCUUCCACCUCACUGCCCAGUACAUUACGGGGGCAUACUCUAUGCGGUUUGGAAGGUGGUUAUUUUGCAUGGUGGGUCUUAUGCUUUCUGCCAUUGGAAUGGGGGUGUAUCCAUUUGUCAGCAAUGUGUGGGAAGUCCUGGGCCCCGAAAUCAUUGUCCGCAUUGGUCAGGGAACAGUGCUCAGCGUUAUAAGUCCACUCCUUGGUCAUCUGGCGGACAUCCGGCACCACGGCAACUACGGUGGAGUAUACGGUCUUUAUACUACGUCUUAUAACUUAGGAUUAAGUAUAGGGCCAGUGUGUGGUGGUUCUUUAGUAAAAGUGCUAACUUUUGACUGGUUAUACCGCGUUACUGCAGUCAUAAUGUUUCUCUACGCUUUCACCUCGCUGGCAUUCCGUGACACGCCUGCCGUCCAGCAAGGAAGCCCACCCAAACAGCCAAGAAAGGGAUACGGUGCAAUCGACAAGAGUAUCAACUAAUUUAUUCGACCUGUAGUAUCCCCAUAAGAUUCUACCACGUGGAG